GAAGAUAACUAACACAGGGACACCAGCGGCUUAAACAGUAUACAAAUAGUUAGGUCCGCCAGGUCGGAACUUUGUUUUGUAUUUCGUGUACACAUACGGAAGACUGAUAGUGGAGCAAUUCUAAAUUCUGGUGGUUUAACGUGUAUUUUGAAAAGUCCAUUCAAUCAAAUUUGGUGGAACAGGGCGAGGAUAGCGUUCCAUGUCACUCGUUUCUAAAUUAUUUUAGAUAAUCUAACAUAUUGAUAUUGUUACGUUACAUACCUUAGUUUAACCGCUUCUUCACCGAUUACAACAUUUCAUUUGUGCAACGUUAGAUACCGCUUUCGUCUUAGCUCGGCUAAUGCCUGUAUAAGGAAGAAUUUUGAAUUGACGUCUUUUUACGUUAUUGACAUUACCAGUCAUCGGCAAAGCAGAGGCAACGUUGUACUCUCUGUUUAAUCCACUUGUACGUGGACAGCGGAGUUAUUCAGCAUGGUGUUCUUCACAUGCAAUGCUUGUGGCGAAUCCCUGAAAAAAGCCCAGGUGGAUAAACACGUGACAAUGUGCCGGAGUUGCCAAGUUCUGUCUUGCAUUGACUGUGGAAAAGAUUUUUGGGGUGAUGACUACAAAAAUCACAUCAAAUGCGUCAGCGAAGACCAGAAGUAUGGGGGUAAAGGCUAUGAGGCCAAAGCAAACAAAGGAGAUGUGAAACAGCAUCAAUGGAUCCAGAAAGUCCAUGAAGCCAUGAAUAAACCUGGAGUUAGUGUGAAGCUGAAAGCUGUCCUCCAGCAAGUCAGCGCAUACGACAAUGUCCCAAGAAAAAAAUCAAAAUUUGAGAAUUGGAUGAGGAACAGUCUAAGGAUUACCAACUCAAGUCUACUAGAAGAGGUGUGGGGUAUCCUGAAUGCACCUACUGACAUUACCCCUGAUGUACCCAAGAUGAAAAAACCAGUGCAAAAGACACAAACUGAAGUUGAAGUGGUUAGUAAUACUAAAGAGACACAAAAUGGCCAUUCAGACAUAAAGAAAAAGAAACUUAAAACACCAGAGUGUAAAGAAGGCCACCAGCAGGCAAAUGGAAAACCUGAGAAAAUAUCAAAAAAGGCAAAGCUGGCAGUAGCCGAGGAAGAGCGGGUGACUAAGAAGAAAAAGGAUAGAAAGAGAUCACGGGUUUGUGAAGACAGUGAAAAUGGGACCCAAGAUGGUGCUGUUGAGAAAAUGUCCAGCAAAAAGGUGAAAAUUGACCAAACAGCAGAGGUUGUUGUCUCUGAGUGGAGUGAGGAUCUAGAGCUUGCCAAAGGGAAUUUCAAAUGGAAAGAAACUAUCAAGGCAGUAUUGAGAAAUUCACCUGGCCAGCAAUUACCAGUGAAGAAACUUAGGAAGAAGGUUCUGGCUGCCUACUUCUCAGUCGCUGGUGAUGGGAAUUUAAAGACAAAGGAGGAGGUCCUUGCAAUUUUCAAUAAGAAGAUUAAACACAAUCCCAAAUUUAGAGUUUUGAAGGACAAUGUUAGCCUUGUAAAUUAAGCAAAUUCCACCUGUAUGGCAUGAAAUGUACAAUAUAUUGGUUCAUGAUUAUUGAAUAAUGAUGUUCAGGUAAGCUCUUGAUGAUUAAACCAUUUGUCUUUGA
Messenger RNA from Syngnathoides biaculeatus (alligator pipefish), 1606 nucleotides. RefSeq names its product Ly1 antibody reactive homolog (mouse) (gene lyar). Lineage: Eukaryota; Metazoa; Chordata; Actinopteri; Syngnathiformes; Syngnathidae. Gene Ontology annotation, cellular component: nucleolus. Gene Ontology annotation, biological process: rRNA processing; negative regulation of transcription by RNA polymerase II. The coding region runs from base 472 to 1503 and encodes 343 amino acids. Gene Ontology annotation, molecular function: DNA binding. The transcript is spliced from 8 exons. The record is from RefSeq and is a predicted model, not a curated record.